AUGGCGAAUAUCCAAGAGCUUGAAUUGUUCAUCAAGCAAAGAAGACGAGAAGCUGAACUCAGCAAGAAGUUUGUGAAGAUGGCGUGUGAUCUUGAAGAUGAGCUAGAUAUGGUGCUGGCAGAAGACGAGGCUGGGAAUGGGGAAGGAUUAAAGAGACGAAGGAGAUCUGUAACGCUCGAUAUAGAUGAUAUACUAAGCAUAUCGGUUGAAGAGACAAGAAAUGACUUGCAUAUGAUCUGUGGAGAAAAGAACUACAAGAUGUUCAUUAAAAACAGCACGUUGGUUGUGGAUGGAGGAACCUUUGUAAAGGGCAACAUCAUCAAGGUUUCUGUAAAUCAAGAAGAGCAUGUAGGAACAAUAACAUCGGUUGAAGAGAAUGGAAUUGUAGUAAAAACAAAAGGAUUCAAGAGACUCAAGAUUUUGUUAGAUGACAUGAGAGCAAUUGGGUCCUCAAUUAUGCUAUUGAAAAACGAAAGUCCAAAGCAUACCUCAAGAAGGCAGCUUCUGUAA
Messenger RNA from Ordospora colligata OC4, 510 nucleotides. RefSeq lists its product as uncharacterized. Lineage: Eukaryota; Fungi; Microsporidia; Ordosporidae. Bases 1 to 510 code for a protein of 169 amino acids. The transcript has a single exon. The record is from RefSeq and is a predicted model, not a curated record.